Molecule: messenger RNA, 4429 nt
Organism: Anarrhichthys ocellatus (wolf-eel)
Lineage: Eukaryota; Metazoa; Chordata; Actinopteri; Perciformes; Anarhichadidae
Product: transcription factor Sp3-like
Exons: 8
Coding region: 502-2412 (636 amino acids)
Biological process (GO): regulation of transcription by RNA polymerase II
Molecular function (GO): DNA-binding transcription factor activity, RNA polymerase II-specific; RNA polymerase II cis-regulatory region sequence-specific DNA binding
Source: RefSeq, a predicted model, not a curated record
UCCCGCACCGUCAAUCAAAAUAGAAAAAAAUCGACCCGAAUUCACCGAUCAACACUAGCCCGCCUUUGAUAAAAUAAUCAUGUUUGGAGUUUAGUUUACCCGAUAAUCCUCCCGGUUACUACCACUCACGCUAUGACCGGUACGUAAACGUUUACCGCAUCGAAGCGUGCAACUAAUCGGUGAGUUUGUGCAACCUACAGCGAAGCAAGCUGCGUCUUUUUUUAUCUUUUUUGCUCUGCUGCUAACUAGCUAGAUAUGGUUAGCUAACGGAGCUAGCUGGCUAGCAACGAAGUUGACAAAGUAAACACGUCAAUCUGGGCCGAAAUUGCCACAGAAUCUGCGCUGCAAAGUUGAGUUUCACAGUCAGCUCCUUUCGCACUGCAGAGUGGGGAUGCUUUGCGAGCUUUUCUGUCAGGCAGGAGUUGAACAUUACAGAGUUUUGCUGAGUUCCCCCCCUGUCUCUCUGCUAGCGCCAGAGCAGCCUCUCUGAAACAAGGAGAAAUGGCGUCCGCGGACGUGGACAGCAGUCAAAGCGAGUUUCUGCAACCCGGCGGCGCAGCGGAAACACAGACCACAGACAUGUCUGCCAUUCAGCUGACGGGUUCAGACCGAUGGGAGGUGUUAACGCCCGUCUCAACCGGGAAGGAAGAUCAAGGAAUUGUCCACAUUCAGAACUCUGGGAUUGUCACCUCAAACGGGCAGUACAUGCACAUUGGGAGUCUCCCCAACCAACCCAUUUAUGUCACAGCAUCCGGGAAUGAGGCUUCACACAAUGGAGUGUCAGGCAUUCAGUAUCAGGUCAUCCCCCAAAUCCAAAAUGCAGAUGGGACCCUCACAGGAUUCACACAGGGACUGGACGAUGGCACAGGGCAGAUCCACCUCCUCCAAGAUGGCGGCCAGGGCAGCAUUGGAAUCAGCUGUGCCACGACGUCGACCACAGACCUUCUGACGCAGGCGGGGCACGUACAGUCGAUCCAAGGCGUCUCGCUGGCCGGGGGGUCGGCGUACACCGGCACAGUAGGGCUGCCCGGCAACAUAACGUUCGUCCCUAUAAACAGUGUGGAUCUGGAGUCUCUGGGGCUGACCGGAGCGCAGUCGGUCCCCAUCGCAACGGGGGUAACGGCUGAAGGGCAGCUGAUCAUGGGUGGCCAGACGCUGGACGGUCACGGCCAGGACACUGGCGUCAAGCAGGUGACGGUGAGCGCCGCAAACCACGAACUCUACGUGCCAACCACCACGCCCUCCUCUAACUCCUCCCAUCUUCCGGAGACCAUCGACGGUACCGGGGUCCUGACCCAAGCAACCGCCGUGUCUGCGGGCGUGUCCGACCCGUCCUCGGAGAACUUCAACUCCCACAACCACCUGCAGCAAAUCCAGGUCUCAUCCUCACACGCCACCACUCUCUCGCAGCCCAUCCUGCAGCUGUGUGGGGACAGUCAGGUUCAGGGUCAGGACCUGAAUGCAGGAGGUCAGACUCUACAGAGCGUGCAGCUGGUCAACCCGGGGACCUUCCUCAUCCAGGCCCAAACCGUCACCGCUACCGGACAGAUCCAGUGGCAGACCUUCCAGGUUCAAGGUGUCCAGUCACUCCAGGGGCUUCAGCUGCCCCAGGGGCAGGGGCAGGCCCAGCAGCUGACCCUAGCCCCGGUUCACACCCUCCCUCUGGGUCAGACGGGCCAGGUCAGCCUGCCCAACCUCCAGACAGUCACGGUGAACUCUGUGACACAAAGCGGAGUUCAGUACACACAGGCGGAGGACGCAAACAGUCCAGCUGGCAUCCAGAUAAAGGAGGAACCAGACUCCGAGGAGUGGCAGCUGAGUGGGAACUCCACGCUGAACCCCAGCGACCUGAACAACCUGCGCGUUCAGAUCGGAGACGAGGACAUGGAUAUGCAGGGCGGGGAGGGCAAGAGGCUCCGCAGGGUCGCCUGCACCUGCCCCAACUGCAAAGAGUCCGGAGGAAGAGGUUCGGGCACGGGGAAGAAGAAGCAGCACAUCUGCCACAUCGCCGGCUGCGGGAAGGUCUACGGGAAGACGUCUCAUCUUCGAGCUCACCUGCGCUGGCACAGCGGAGAGAGACCCUUCGUCUGCAACUGGAUGUUCUGCGGGAAGAGGUUCACCAGGAGCGACGAGCUGCAGAGACACAGGAGGACACACACAGGAGAGAAGAAGUUUGUGUGCACAGAAUGCUCCAAGAGGUUCAUGCGGAGCGACCACCUGGCCAAGCACAUAAAGACUCACCAGAAUAAAAAAGGCAUGGUCCCAUCCUCCACGUCUCCGCCCACCUCCGACACCGUCAUCACCGCCGACGGAACCACACUCAUCCUCCAGACCGCCACCCAUGACCUCCUAGCCAAUCAGGAGAUCCCAUUGCAGCUGGUCACCGUGGCGUCCGGUGAGGUCAUGGAAUGAGGGCGUGAAUUUGGGUGGGUUUAUUUUGAGAACUGGCCUAUCACAGGGACCUCUUGGGCUUUUCUCUUUCCCCUCUAACCUUUUUUUUUUUUGUUUGUUUUUUACAUAUGAAUAUAUACGUAAAUAUAUAUGACAAAUAUAUAUAUUUUAAGAGUUAUCAUGACUUUAUGUUUGUUUUUUGCAGUCUUUUUAUAGGCGGGCAAAAAGAAGUAACAUUAAAAUGUGGUUGCUAUUUACACAUGUACAUACACGUACGUAUGUACGUACACACACACACACACACACACACACACACACACACACAUACAUGCAUUAACACUCAACAUGAAUACUCAACACAAUGAAAUGCCUUAUUUUGUAUCAUAAUCUUGUAUAAAAUGCUGGAAGUGCAUGUGUUUUUUAAGCUUUGCAGAUGAUGUAACUGUACCGGAGAUAAAUGUGUUUGUGAAAUGGCGAUGAUGAUGAUGAGGAGUUUGUGAAAGAGAGAAAAGGAAGUAGUGGACUUCUCUGGCAUGAUUGGAUUUUUGUCGCUGGAGAGUUCUGACAAAACCAGCGCUGCUUCCACGCUGAACUGUUGCGCUGCUGCUGCUGCCGCCACGACCUAAAAGUGGUAGUUUUUAAAGGAAUAGUUCAAGAUUUUUGGGAUAAAUGGUUUAGAUGAGAAGAUUGCCACCACUCUCCUGUCUGCAUGGUAAAUAUGAAGCGACUGGAAUUGGGGAAACGGCUAGCCUGGCUGACAGAAUCUGUCCGUCAGCACCUCUAAAACAUCACAACUCCAACACGUAUCUUGUUUGAUUAAAAGGUACAAUAUGCAACGAUCUCCUUUAAAACAAUGUAUAGACUGGAGCAUGCGGUGGUGUCUGUAUCUGCAGAGACCCGGCCCUCGGCCUGUAUUUUCUCUUCUUUGGUGUCUGGACGUGUUCUCAUUCCCAGGUCAAACACUGCCGCUAUGUCACACAAUCGAAGUACACAGACAGACAGACAGGCAGGCAGACGGGUGCCUUGGUCUUCGCGACACCUUCAUACACAGCAUACAGCCACGUGAGUGCUAUCACUCGUAUCAUCUCGCUCUUAAGAAAGCAAAUAAGCGUAUUUCCCCCCCCAAAUUUUGAACUUUCACUUUGAUGAACCCCACAGCAGGGCGCUGACACCGAUGUCAUAGUGUAGUGUGUGCCGCUUCAAGCAGAGCAGGAGGUUCAGCUGGUGGUCAGAGUAGGAACUGAUCAGAAGUUGUCGUUUUCCACCUGGAGGUGAAAAUAGAUGCAAGCCGCUCUGAAAAACAAAAAGGGCAACUUCUUCCAGCAUCUGGUCAGUGUGAACAGAAUGUCUCAUCUUGUCUUCACGAGCACACCGUCCGCUGUGCUUGUCCACGUCAAAAAAAAAAAAAGUCUUUUUUUCUUUCUUUUCAUAUUUUUGUUGUAAAUUCACGUUGUAUAUCAGUUUCCUGUGUCUCGUCACCAAUCUGCACGUCGUCUAAGCCGAUGCCACACGAUGGUGACCGCAGCAGGGCGGAGCGGUCGUCUCUGUGCUCCUGCGGGGCUCUUCGUUGCCAUUGUCGGCUGCAGGGGGAUGCACACGCACCGACAUUGCCGUGUGGAGAAAACAAAUGCAACAAAUCAUAAAGCCCACCCCACCCAAGGGUGUGUUUGUCAUCGGACAUUCCAGUUGGACACCAGAUGAUGUGGGAUUAGUUUCGCAAUAACGGCCCUGUUUUAAUUUUGGACGGCUGUCACUCAAGUCAAAAGGAAAACAAUCAAUCAUGCCAUUGUUUGUUGUUUUUUGUUCUUAUUUUAAUUAAUGUAAUCCCUUUCCUCAGUUUGUCGUUUGUAGCAUUCAUUUACAUGUAUAUUAUCUUAUUUUCACAUUGUUUAUAGAAGCCAUUACUUAGUUAACUGAAUUUGUUGUAUCAAAACCUUAUUUUAAGUGAUUUUUUUAAAGAAUUGGUGUAAAAAUUGAAUGUUACCUUUUGUAAAACCUUUUUUCAAAUGGAUCACAAUAAAAGUCUGAAACCUUCCAA